This is a messenger RNA of Moesziomyces antarcticus, 558 nucleotides long. RefSeq lists its product as uncharacterized. The transcript has a single exon. The record is from RefSeq and is a predicted model, not a curated record. Bases 1 to 558 code for a protein of 185 amino acids. NCBI's taxonomy places the organism in Eukaryota, Fungi, Basidiomycota, Ustilaginomycetes, Ustilaginales, Ustilaginaceae.
AUGCGCACGACUCUGCACUUGUUCAUUCAACCCACCACUUCAUACGCCUCGUGCACAUUCGACACGAUGGGAAUCCUCUUUUCCUCCCCCUCUCCCUCUCCCUCUCCUUCGACCGCGUCCUCGGCCUCUCCCUUGCCGGCUAGACAAGCUGAGCCUGUUGGACGAGCUGAGCCUGCUAGACGAGCCGAGCCUGCUAGACAAGCUAGACGAGCUGGGCUUGCUGAGCAAGCCGAGCCAGUGGUGGAGCGGCCUUCGCUGCGACAGGUAGCUCUGAAGCGGGACGUUGGGCGCAUGCUGCUCAUCGACGCGAGCGAUGCCAGCGUAACCUACGACGCGCGCUUCAUGCUCGAGUACAUGCGACGCAGCGAGCUCGGCGAGCGUCCACGCGUGCGCCACUUUAUCAUCCACCACUUACCCCGCAUGCCCCGGGACAGCAUUGCGGCUACGGCAGCCAUCCUGCUCGCCAUCGAUCCGGCACUCGAACAGACCAUGUAUCUGUGCGUCGACAACGCCGCCGCCCGCGCGGGCGUGCCGGACCUCAUGCUACCCGAAGCCUAG